AUGGGGCAUGCUGUACACCAGUUCAGGGCUCUGUUUUGGAAAAAUUGGCUCUGCCGUGUGAGGCAACCGGUCCUCUCUCUCACUGAAAUACUGUGGCCAUGUGCACUUUUCUUGAUUCUAGCUGCCAUCCGCUUCCAGGAGCCCCCAAAAUACAAGGAAAACUGUUACUUAGAAGCUCGUGAUUUACCAAGUCGGGGUCUUUAUCCUUUCAUGCAGACCCUUUUCUGUAAUGUUGGUUCAAGAUGUCGGAAUACCAGUUACACAACACAGAGACACAGCCGCUUUAGUACAAUCCCUCAAAGUGGUCCAGAGAGAGCCAUUGCACCUGAUUCAGACUUCAUGGAAGAGAUAGAAGAACUUGCAAAGGAAUUUAUUGUUACUACGGAGAAAGCCAUGGCCUUAGAAAAGCUAUGGGAAGAAAACUCAAGGGUCUCAGGGCUCCAUAACAUCACAACUUUUCUUACUAUGGAUUUGAAUGAAGCAGAGAAAAUUAUUUCUAGAGCAGAAAAUCUGUACAAGCAACCAUAUUUCUGGAACCUUCUGCAUUCACUCCCUCAUCUUGAAAUGAACAGCUUUUAUACAGAAGAUGAGUUAGCUUCCAUAACACAGUUUCUAAAAGUUAUUCAAAAUAUCUUAGCAUCACUGAAGGAUUUAGCUAUGACGCCACUGGGCCAAAGCUUCUAUGAAGUGGUGCAAAGGGCACUGAAUUUGACUGCUGCAUCAGUACAGGAUAGGAGCUCAAAAGGUUUUCAAUACAAUCUUUCUUUCGGGGAUGUUUUGUCGAAUCUGCUUGCUGUGAAAGCAGAACUUGAAUCUAGGUUUGGUUUUGAUGGCCCUCGUGUUGAGAAGCUGCUAAGUUAUACAGCCCAGUUAACAGAGAUUCCCACAGGAGAGACACUGGAGCAGUUUGUGUGCUCUGCUCUGGCUUUCGUCCCAGAAGAUGAAGCAAACAAAGAACAUAAUGGAGAGGGCUGUAAUUCUGCACAGCAUGAGGCCAAACUGUAUCUUGUUUCUGCAGUCAGCAAGUUCAAACUCUAUGCACAGAAUUAUGAUCUGAUUUUAAAUAUUAAGAGCAAUAACACUCUAUUAAAACUUCUUUAUGAGACUUCAAAAAGUAUGUCAUCUUCUCAAGUAUGGCAUGAUUUGCAAAAUAAGGAAAUAGUUUUUGACUUUCUUUUUGAAACUUUCAGUCUUCUCUGGAACCUCACCAGUAAGUCUCUCUGUGAAAAGUUACUAUUGAUUUACAACUACACAGUGUUUCAGGCAGAGUUCCUUGUACAGAAUGGAAAAGAAGAUGUACAAGUUGUUUACGACACUCUGAGCAGCCUUAAAUCUUUAUUUAUAGAUGAAGAGCUUCAAACAGCUGCCUUAUGUUAUUUGGAAGAGUUUUUUGACCUGUCUCCAGAAUGCCUGGUAAAUAACGUGUGUGCUGAUUUUUAUCUAGAAAAUAUGAGUUCUGUAGAACAUUCAGCAGAGAUUUAUAACUUAUUUCUGCUUCCAUUGAACAGUGUCCUGUCUAAUGUAAUAAACUGGGGAGAUAAGGUAAGUGUGCCUUCUGCUUUGCACUGCACUUUUACAUGGCUUCAAACAUGGACAGAGAUUUUUGAAGAAGCAUCCGAAAUCUUAAAUUUGAAUUCAACCUGUUUUGUCUGCCUAAGAGAUGAUUUGACAUAUCUCUCUGAAAACCUUUUAAACAUAACUCAGGAUGAACUGUGCAAUAAUACAGCUAUGGCUAUUGUUGAAGCUACAGGAACAGCAAUGAAGCUAUUAAAAUCUCUAUUUCAGGAACAUGGCAAUUUAAAUGACUUGAAAGAUUUUGAGGCUUUCCUUGUUAAUCUUCAAAGGGUAAUUAACAAUGCAUUUGAUGUCACAAACUUGCUUAAAGACCGGAGUUUAGAAAGUGUUUUAGAGACAAUGGGAGUUGCAAUAACUAAAAUGCAGAAAUCCAUACUGAAGAUUGUUAAUGAAGAGUUUUUGAAUUUAUGGCUUGAUGCUUUCAUCUCAGGAGGUGGUUCUGAUGUGAUUUGUGUAAGAGUUUAUUUCAAUAUCAUAGCAAAAACUUUGAAAUUUAUUCUCCCUGAAUUUUAUGUGAAAGAUGUCAUUAAUGUGCUUGAACUUAUUUUUAGACUUUUAAAUAAUUCUGGAGAGCAAAUACAAACUAUUGUCAGUGAUUUGUUUGGGAGCUCAUUGUAUAUGUCAAAUAAGACCCAUUUUAGUCAGUCAACCCGGGGUGGUUUUAACAGGACCUCAAGAAUGCUCCUUAAUCCUUUUCACCACAUUCAUCUUAUAUCAGUGGAACUUUUGUUAGAAAUUCAAAGUCUUCUGAAAAAUGAAACUUUUGAAGUCCAAGAAAACAGCUCCUCUCAUUUGGACAAGGAGAUUGAACCUUUCUUGCCUGGGAAAAAUAUCAGUUUGCUGAUGGAGUUCUUUCAAUAUAUGAUUAGAAAGCUUGACUCAGACUUGCAGAAUGAACACAAAACAUUUCCUCAGAAACUGAUAGAAACAGCAGGUCUGAAUAUUGAACUGGUAAGGAAGGCACUUGAAAUUUUCAAGUCUCCUACUUUUAUUGUCUUUCCAUUAAGAGAUGAAAAGGAGUUUCUAAAGCAUAUGGUUGCCUUGGUGCAAAACGUGAGAAAAAUGGAUGUUGAGUUUUUGAUAAGUAGAUUCAAACAGGUCCAGGAGAACCUAGAAAAUUUAUUUAAAAAUAUCAAAUAUUUUUCUCUUGCAAACUCUGAGUUAGGUACUUUAAUAGACUGGUGGGAUGCACUUGAGAACGUAUCAUGUUACUGGAACCUGACUGCUGUACACCAAAUAACACAGCUUUUUGAACAAGAUGAACUCUACAAUACUGAAGAUGUGUUCAACAUCCUCUUUGAUGUCAUCAGCCUUACAGAAAAAUUGGCUCACGGAAACGUUACAGAAGCACUAACUGAAAUAUAUGCUUUCAUAGUGACUCAGGAAGAAAAAAUGCCUCUGUUUACUGAUGAGGAGUUCUCAACCCAAGUAGAUGGUCUUCUAACAUUGCUGGAGACAUUGGCAGACAUCUCUGAUGAAUCUGGAGAGGCCUCUGUUUGUUUUUCUGCAGCAUUCUGCUGGACUCUCACAACAGCAGCACCUCAGAAUGAUCCCACUGUUAAACCUUGUGACUUUGUGCAUGCCAAUUCUACUCUUCAUUAUAAUGCAGUCAUUCAAAUCAUUAAGGAGCUUAAACUCAUCACUCUGGAUGACAGUUUCGCUUGCUUUAUGGAGGACAUUCAGAUGGAUAUCACUCGCAAUCUGACUUGUUUUUUUCAUCAGAUCAAAGAAUGGAACUCUAUAAUUUUGAAGUUUUCUGAGCUCCAUCAUACAAAUAGCUCAGUUCUCAAAGAGCUGCUAGAUUUUUGGAAUAAGCUAUCCCUUUAUGCUGUGCCACUGCAGGUGAAUAAUACGCAUGCAAUCAAUUGUUCCUCCACACCUAAGAGCCGAAUGGCUUUACAAAUCAUAGAAACUCUGGACAGCAUUUCGGCAUCAGACAUGGAGAUGGCCAAAAGUCUUCUUGAACAGCUGGAUAAUCUUUAUGGUGGCCUAACUUGGAACAGAGAGUCAAGAACAUCAUUUGAGAGUGUUCUUACUAAUGUUAAGGAUAUGACCAGUGAAGUUUCUAGACUCCUGAGUACGGAAGCCGUCCUAUCUUUUCUUUCUGUCAUUCAGCCUUUAAUGACACUGUCAUCUAUUGGAAACCAGACACACUCAAUGCUUAUGAAAAUAUCAGCUUUAAGUGGGAGUAUCAAUAUAGCUAACAACUUUGAGAAUUUAUGGUUUCCUGUAGUUGCAAGCAAAGAAAAUUUAUUGGUGAAUUUUAGUGUUAGACACUUACUUGUGGUGAUAGAUCAAGAGUUUCAAUUACUAAAGUUUGCCACUGGACAGUCCUCUUCAGUGGCUUCCGAUGUUUUACUAGAGCAGUUUAAGACAUCAUCUGUAGAUGCUAUAUCAAGAAAUUUUGAAGAUAUACAAGACAUUGUGAAGAGCAUUCUAUGUGACUGUAACAAUAAAAAUUAUUCUAAAAUAAUGCAUACUCUAAUUCUCCUUAUGACUAAUGAAAGUUCAUCAAAUGACCUACUGCUGGCUGUCAAAGAUGUUAUUGCCUUUCUGGAGCUAUUCCAAAAUAAGUCUAAGAAGGACUACACUGAAGAACCCACUGUCUUCAGCAACAUUUUCUGUGCCAUUAAAAAGUGUAAAGAUGGAUUAAUGAGUCACUUGCUCCUUGCUGUCUUUGAAGGGAUUGCUGUGGUUCAAGAUCAUUAUCAGGAUGUUAGAAGAAACUUGCCUGCUUUCAACAAGGGGGAUUGUGAGAGUAUGGCACAUAUAAACCAAAAACUUUCCAGUGUUUUGGAGAGCCUCAUGGGAGCCUUGCAGAAUACCAGCUCUGACAACUAUGUGAAAAUCAAAGAUUUUGUGCAGAAUAUCACUCAGUUAAGGCUGGACAUUGGUUCUUCUGUCAAUAUUUCUGAAGAAACUGUCAAUACCCUCUUAGAAGUCAGUGUCUCUUAUUCAGAGUUUCUUUACAGUGCUUUUGCAGUAGCUUUAACUGGAAGAUGUGAUGAAGAAGUACUUAGCCUGGUGCUAAAGCUGCCUGAAAAGAAUAGAACUUCCCUGGUAGUGGAAGAAUUAUGUUCUUUACCAGCUCUGGACUUUUAUACCAUGUUUGUAUUGAUUAUACAAAAUUUCAAUGUACGUCACAUCAUUUACAAGGUUCAGAUACCACCUGAGAUUGGCAAUAUAUUAAAUAUACUACUGGAUGUGGUUUCUAGUAUCAGUUCACUUCUCAAUAAGGUCCACCAUGUCAUGGAAAAGCUUCCAGUGUUCCUCCAAGGAAUUCAAAAUAGUGGUGUGCUUGACAUCUCUGCAUUGCAGCAGUUUUUGCAGGGUGGGCAGUUCAGAAGUUCAGCUGUUGGAUCCCUGGAGUCUGUAAUCAAGGCAGUAUGUAAAGAAGAAUCUUCAUUUUUCAGCAAUACAAACCUGUUCAUAGACAUGCCCAGAAUCAUGGAACUUUUGGAGGACAAUAUGGCAAAAUACGGCAUUCCUGAAGACUCAACUCCUUUUUGCUUGAAGCUUUAUCAGGAGAUUUUGCAGGCUCCUAAUGGGGCUUUGCUAUGGACUUUCCUGAAACCUCUAUUACAUGGGAAAAUACUGUACAAUUCAAAGAUCAGCAUGAUUGACCUGGUGAUGGAGAAGGCUAAUUUCACUUUUGUUUUUUUGGAAAACUUGAAGUCAUAUUCUGAGACAUGGCUUAGGAUGUCUGAGGUUUUUAAAACCAGUGGAAAUAAUCUCACAGUCUCACGACUGCAGGAAGUACUGCAAAACAAUUUUGUAAAGCAUUUCAUAGAAAGUAAUUUGGACAUCAACAUGGAAAAACUCCUUAAAAAAAUGCAAGCAUAUGAAACCAUGAUGAACCAUAUGCUUAACAGCUCAGCAAGUAAACAGAUUGACCUGUUGACACAGCUUGUUGUAAAUAUCUCUUCCUGUGUGCUGCUGGAUCGUUUCCAGCCUUUUGACUCUAUAGAGAAAUUGGAGGAGAAGGCUCAUGAACUCAUGCAGGAAAAUAAUCUUUUGGCUAGUAUCAUCUUCAAUACACCAGAGGACAAGAAACAAGAUUCUAGCAAUCUCCUUCCAAGACGCAUUUCAUAUACAAUUAGAACCAGUGUUCUCUACAGCAUGAGAACAGAUUUGAUAAAAAACCCAACAUGGAAAUCCCAUCCCCACAAAUUGCCAGCAGAUGGGUUUAAAUACAACCAUGUCUUCAUUCCUCUUCAAGACAUGAUUGAAGGGGCAAUUAUUUCAGCACAGACUGGGAUAAACACCUCAGAGAUAGCAAUUCAGGUGCAAGCCAUGCCUUACCCUUGUCAUACCAGUGAUUUAUUCUUGAACAACAUAGGAUUUUUUUUUCCACUUAUGAUGAUGUUAACAUGGGUGGUUUCAGUUGCUGCUAUGGUUCGCAAGCUGGUUUAUGAAAGAGAAAUUAAUCUUGAAGAGUAUAUGAAGACAAUGGGUGUGUAUCCAGUCAUUCAUUUAUUCGCUUGGUUUUUGGAGAAUGUCAUUGUGCUCACAGUAAGCAGUUGUGCUCUGGCCAUCAUUUUAAAAGCAAGUGGUAUCUUUGUCUAUAGCAAUGGCUUCCUUAUCUUUCUAUUUCUCCUGGAAUUUGGAGUUACAAUUAUCAUGUUAAGCUAUUUUUUGGGAGCAUUUUUCAGCAGUGCCAAUACAGCAGCUCUGUGUUCCAGCCUUGUCUAUAUGACCAGCUUUUUACCCUACAUAGUUUUGUUGGUCUUGCAGAACCAGAUGAGUUUCACCAACCAGAUUACAAUGUGUCUUCUUUCUACAACCGCCUUUGGGCAAGGAAUAUUUUUCAUUACAUAUUUUGAGGGCCAAGAAAUAGGAAUUCAGUGGGAUAAUGUACACCAGUCAAUGGCACAAGGAGGAUACAUGACUUUUGGAUGGAUGUGCUGGAUGAUGUUCUUUGACUCCAUUUUAUAUUUUGUAGGUGGCUGGUAUUUCAGCAAUAUUAUUCCUGGAAAAUUUGGAUUAAAGAACCAGUGGUACUUUCCCUUUACUGUUUCCUACUGGAAGAACCUGUGUGGUACAGAGAGAAGACAUUAUCUGAAUUCUAAUAUGUUUUUCUUCAAUGAAAACUUCCAAGAAAAAGGUUUAAAACCUCAAAGUUGGAAAGUCCCUUGCACUGAAGGAGGUACCAUUGGUGUCGUGCUACUGUCUCUUACCAAAGAGCACGUGGAUGGUCAGAAGGCUGCUGUUAAAGAUCUCAACCUCACUUUCCAUAAGGGCCAGAUAACAGCACUCUUGGGACCUAAUGGAGCUGGAAAGUCAACAGUUAUAUCCUUGUUGACUGGUCUGUAUCCACCGAGCUCUGGUACCAUUAUUGUUGAUGGGAAGGAUAUACGGACUGAGCUGGCUGCCAUCAGGACAGAGCUGGGUGUUUGCCUCCAGUAUGAUGUCCUGUUCAACACACUGACUGUGCGAGAACAUCUCCUGCUUUACGGGUCAGUGAAGGCACCUAGGUGGACAAAAGAACAGUUGAAUGGGCAUGUCAAUGGAGCUCUGGAAGAUGUGGGUUUAUCCCAACAUCAGUACGAACCUGUUGGAGCCCUUUCUGGGGGAAUGAAAAGGAGGCUGUCAGUUGCCAUUUCCUUUAUUGGAAACUCAAAGACCGUUGUCCUGGAUGAGCCCACCAGCGGAGUAGACCCAUGUUCUCGCCGUAGUAUCUGGGAUGUUCUUCUGAAGUACAAAGCUGGUUGCACACUCAUCUUUACCACUCACCAUCUUGAUGAGGCUGAGGUGCUCAGUGAUCACAUUGCCAUUCUGCAACGUGGUCAUCUGAGGUGCUGUGGCUCUCCCUCUUGUCUGAGGGAGACAUAUGGCCAGGGACACAGUCUAACAUUCAUAAAAAAGCCCUCUGUGUUUGAAAUCAAAGACGCUAAGCACACUGCACAGGUCACAUCUCUGGUACAGAACUAUAUUCCAGAAGCCUUCUUGAAAGAGAACAGUGGGACUGAGCUGACCUAUGUGAUCCCAGAAAGGGCAGAUAAGACUGCUUUUAAAGGUCUUUUUCAAGCUUUAGAUCAAAGCCUUCAGCAUCUACAUGUGACUGGCUAUGGUAUUUCUGACACAACCUUGGAAGAGGUUUUUCUGAAGCUCCUUCAGGACUCAGAGAAGAUGGCCUGUGUUCCACAGGCAGCACACCUGGACCAUACAAAUGCUGCUGAAUCAGUCUGUAUUUCACUUGCGGGAGUCUCGAGUGUGCGUGGAGCCCACCUUGUUCUCACACAGAUUGUUGCCCUUCUGAUGAAGAGGUUUCACCAUACAAGGCGAGACUGGAGAGGAAGCCUAUCAAAUGUGCUGCUGCCUGUCCUCUUUGUUGCACUAGCAAUGGCCUUGUUUAGUGUGAAGCCGCUGGCUCUUGAUUAUCCCUCUCUCAAGCUGACACCAAGACUUUACAACAAUGCAGAAUCCUUCUUUAGAAAGAAUAAUUCAUGCUGGCAGAUGGAAUCACCUCAAGAUUCAUGCAGAUGUGUGUCUGAACAGGAGAUAUGCCCAAGUUUUAAUACCUCUGCUCCCUAUGUAAAGAAUAAGAAAGGACAUAUUUUGUAUAAUCUUUCAGGGUUCCCUGUGGAAGAGUAUUUAGUGAGGUCUUCCAGCAAAACAAGAUAUGGUGGUUGGUCUUUUGGACGGAUGAAAGCAUUUCAACUUCCAGAUAAAAAAUUGAAUAACGCCAAAUCUCAGCCUCUGGCUAAGGUGUGGUAUAACCAAAAAGGUUUCCAUUCACUGCCAUCCUACUUAAAUGAACUCAAUAACUUAAUUCUGUGGCUGAAUUUACCUUCUAAUGUGGAUUGGAGACAGUAUGGGAUAACACUCUAUAGCCAACCAUAUGGAGGAGCCUUGUUGGAUGAGGAUAAAAUAAUGGAGAAUGUUCGUCAAUGUGGGGUAGCACUGUGUAUCAUGCUGGGUUUCUCUAUCCUUACUGCAUCCAUUGGAACUGCCAUAGUCAAAGACAGAGUAUCUGGGAUGAAACGCUUGCAACACAUCACAGGCCUUGGCUACAAAACUUACUGGCUUGCUAACUUCUGCUAUGAUAUGGUGUUUUACAUGACUCCAGUGACCCUGUGUGUUGGUAUUAUUAGUGUCUUCCAGCUAUCAGCCUUCACUUUCCAAAAGAACUUGGCAGCCACUGUUCUCCUGCUGAUACUCUAUGGAUAUGCAACUUUACCUUGGAUGUAUCUUGCAUCCAGAUUCUUCUCAAGUUCAGAUGUAGCUUUUAUUUCUUACAUCUCCUUAAAUUUUGUGUUUGGCCUGUGUACCAUGCUGGUGACUCUCUUACCUCGCUUGUUAGCUAUAAUUUCCAAAGUGCAGAGUUUUCAAAGCAUCUACAAUAUCCUCAAAUGGGCAUUCAUCAUAUUCCCACAAUUCUGCCUAGGCCAGGGUUUAAUAGAGCUUUCAUACAAUCAGAUCAAAUUUGACCUGACCAGGAACUUUGGAAUAGAUUCUUACGUGAGCCCCUUUGAGAUGGAUUUCCUGGGUUGGAUUUUUGUGGAAAUGUCCCUUCAGGGAACACUACUACUUCUUUUACGCCUUUUCCUUCAUUGGGAUCUCCUCUGGAAAACAAGAGGUCAUUGCUCAGUUAACAGCAUGGACGGAAUGGAGAGCCCUUCAGAAGAUGUUGAUGUAGAAAUGGAGCGACAGAGACUCUUCAGUGGAAAAACUGGAAAUGAUGUCCUACUUUUGUACAACCUCAGGAAGUGUUAUGGAGGUUUCAGUAAGAAGAACACAGCUGUGGAAAACAUAAGCUUGGGCAUAUCAAGGGGAGAGUGUUUUGGACUCCUGGGAACAAAUGGAGCUGGGAAAAGCACAACAUUUAAGAUGCUAACUGGAGAUAUAAUCCCAUCUGCAGGACGGGCUGUAAUCAGGACUCCUACUGGGUCUGAAAUUGAUAUACUCUCAGCUAGCUCUGAAAGUAUUAUUGGAUAUUGUCCACAGCAAGAUGCUCUGGAUGAACUUUUAACAGGCUGGGAGCAUCUUUAUUAUUACUGCACACUGCGUGGAAUUCCAAAGCAGGAUAUCCCACAGGUUGCAGAGGACCUUGUUAACCGGUUACACCUCAAUGCCCAUGCUGGCAAACUAGUGAGAACUUACAGUGCUGGCACAAAAAGGAAGCUCUCUACUGCUGUGGCUUUAGUUGGUAAACCCCAAAUACUUUUACUGGAUGAGCCCAGCUCUGGGAUGGAUCCCUGUUCUAAACGCUACCUUUGGAAAGCUAUCCUGAAGGAAGUUCAGGAUGGUUGUGCAGCUGUGCUGACAUCCCACAGUAUGGAAGAAUGUGAAGCUCUCUGCACAAGGCUUGCUAUUAUGGUCAAUGGAGCUUUCAAGUGUCUUGGCUCUCCCCAGCACAUUAAAAACAGGUUUGGAGAUGGUUAUUCUGUCAAGGUUUGGCUUAGCAAAGAAAUAAGUUAUGGGAGAAUGAUUUUGGACUGUCUACAACUGCAUUUCCCUGGAACACAGUUUAAGGGACAACAUCUUAACCUGCUCGAGUACCAUGUACCAAGAAGUCAGGGAUGUUUAGCAGAGCUAUUCAGAGUCCUAGAGAAUCACAAAGCUUUUCUCCAAACCAAACACUACUCCAUUAGCCAAUCCACGUUAGAGCAGGUAUUCAUUAACUUUGCGACACAGCAACAAGGAGUCUGGUGUUCUUCACAAGGAUCUUCUGUUGUCCAUCAUGAUCGUUUCCCAGUCUAGGCUCAGAACAGGAUACAGCUUCAACAUAACAUAUAUGUGUGUGUGUUUGCAUAUAUGUACACACAAGCUACAUGCAAUAACU
Molecule: messenger RNA, 10360 nt
Organism: Poecile atricapillus (Black-capped chickadee)
Lineage: Eukaryota; Metazoa; Chordata; Aves; Passeriformes; Paridae
Gene: ABCA13
Product: ATP binding cassette subfamily A member 13
Exons: 52
Coding region: 1-10278 (3425 amino acids)
Biological process (GO): transmembrane transport; lipid transport
Cellular component (GO): membrane; intracellular membrane-bounded organelle
Molecular function (GO): ATP hydrolysis activity; ABC-type transporter activity; ATP binding
Source: RefSeq, a predicted model, not a curated record